Molecule: messenger RNA, 1500 nt
Organism: Penicillium daleae
Lineage: Eukaryota; Fungi; Ascomycota; Eurotiomycetes; Eurotiales; Aspergillaceae
Product: putative COP9 subunit 3
Exons: 5
Coding region: 1-1500 (499 amino acids)
Biological process (GO): ubiquitin-dependent protein catabolic process
Cellular component (GO): COP9 signalosome
Source: RefSeq, a predicted model, not a curated record
AUGGAGGUCGUCGAGGGCCUUAUGACCCAGUCCGCCCAGCUGCGUGAAGCUGCGUAUCUGUCCGACCAAAACUAUGACCAACAGAUCCGUGAAACUGUGGCAUCUUUGAGACAUGUCAUUUCGAAAAAGUCUCUUGCUGCCUUUGCCAGUAACGCGUCUCUUCUUGAUCAUUUCGACCCAGUUGCGGACUCUCUUGUCUACUUGUUUCUUCUUCGGGCUCAAAUCCAAGCCUUCCAAGAGGAAUCCCGUGAAAAUGUGCCACCUGCCUUACUUCCUCCCGGAAAUCUUUGGUCGAGGAUCGUAACCUACCUGAGAGCUUUCGACCCCGUCCAAGUGAGAUAUGCAGGCCAAGAGUGGCGCCAGUUGGUUGAAAUUGUUGCGCAGGCUGCACAGGUAGUUUCCAAGCCCAUCCUGGCCGUGCGACCGGUCAGAGAUGCCAUGUUGCGGCUGGACCCGUCUUGUGCAGUCUUCACUUCGACACACCUACUACUUGUCCGUCUCUGUUUGCGUGCAAGGGCAUACACCCACGCGCUGCCCGUCCUUGAUAAAUAUGUCUGCCACUUCCCUACGUCGAUUUCCCACGCGACGUCCAAAUUUCCCGUGUUGCCGUGUGCAGCACACGACUCAAGCCUGUCUUUUAUCACCGAGACCUCCGGGAUUUCGUCCAAGUUGGCGUAUAAAGACUAUCUACAAUACUUCCUUCUCGGUGGAAUGAUCUACAUGGCACUGAAACAGUGGGGCAAGGCGGCACAUUAUCUCGGGGUUGUUAUCUCGAUGCCCACGGCGGGUCCCAUUAGCAUGAUCAUGGUGGAGGCCUACAAGAAGUGGAUACUGGUGAAGUUGUUAGAGAACGGCAAGGUAUCCUCGCCUUCGAAUCUGAUCCCUUCGCAUACGGCCAAGCUUUAUCAGUCGCUGGCUAGACCAUAUGUCAAUCUGGCCCACAGUUUUCAAAGAGGCGACUUGGAAAAUCUGGAGGCAGAGGUUGAUGCAGGUCGGGAUAUUUGGUGCACUGAUCACAACAUGGGCCUUGUCUCUCAAGUGCUUAGCGCCUUCUCCAAGCAUACUGUCAUGGGUAUCCGACAGACAUUUGCCGCCUUGACAGUCAAGGAGCUCGCAGAUCAGGCAUCAUCCAUGCGGAUGAGUGACGAAGCCACAGAGUCAGCCAUAGCUUCUUUCAUCAUGUCAGGUGCUGUGAAGGCCACUUUAGUACAACAUUCAAGCGGGACAAGUUCAACCAUGCUGCGGUUCUCGGCCGCCCGCUCCUCACCUCAGUUCUCAGAUGAGAGUAAGGCACAAGCCUGCCUUGCACGGGAAAGUCAGUCUCUUGGGGCCUUGAUGGAAAGUCUUCACGAGAUUGGCCAUCAUAUGGGGCUGAGCAACGAAUUCGUUGAUGGUAUGCAGAGGGGGCAGAUUUGGGCAAAUGCGGACGAUGCGAAUACUGGCAUUGGAGAGGACGCUGGACUCGAGAUAGACGAGGAUCUGAUGGGUGAGGUGCCUUGA